UACUGUCACCUGCUGCGUCUCUUAAGGAGCACACAUCUUUCAGCAAUGGCAACGAUCAGUAGCACCAUGGUCUUGGUCGCCGCCAUACCAUCGCCGGCUCUAGGGCUACCUCAGCUGAGAGUGGCCAGGGCCGAGAGGCUGAGGUGCAGGUUCAGCAAGAGGGUGUCUUCGGCUCUGGCUCCGGUGGUGACCAAGGGCGUGCCGCUUCUCGCCGUGGCGAGCACCACGGCGGCAUCAGCGGCCCCGAUGCUGGCCUCGGCGCUGGCGCUGGUGGACGAGCGGAUGUCAAGUGAGGCCACCGGGCUGAGCAACGACCUGCUGGGGUGGGUCCUGCUGGCUGCCAUCGGCCUUGUCUUGUGCUUCUACACCGUCUACUCCUCCACCUUUGACGACGACGACCAGUCCGGCGGCGGCGGCAUCGCGCUCUGAGCACCUCCAUCAUUUUCUCUUGCCUGCCUGAUGCGUGAAAGCUUUGCGUAGUUACCUCGAAUCUAUCAAGCAACAAGCAUGGAUGAACACUGGGCUACUGAUUACCGCAGGAAAACUGAAGCUAGCUAUAUGUAUGAUACUAGUGUUAAAUAGCUGCAGAGCCCGGGGGUGAGCCUCCUUUUCCAAAAAAGAAAAAAAAACUUACUUUUUUUUUUGUUUUAGCUGCGGUCGUUAUGGUCCUGCUCUUGUGUGUCAUCUGCUGUUACAAGCCUGGGGUCGUAAUUAUAAUAAUUAAUAUAACUUGCGUUAAACCUCUUC
This is a messenger RNA of Triticum dicoccoides, 747 nucleotides long. Its product is annotated as photosystem II reaction center W protein, chloroplastic-like. Gene Ontology annotation, cellular component: chloroplast thylakoid membrane; chloroplast; photosystem II. Gene Ontology annotation, biological process: photosynthesis; photosystem II stabilization. NCBI's taxonomy places the organism in Eukaryota, Viridiplantae, Streptophyta, Magnoliopsida, Poales, Poaceae. The record is from RefSeq and is a predicted model, not a curated record. The transcript is spliced from 2 exons. The coding region runs from base 46 to 429 and encodes 127 amino acids.